AUGGUUUCAGCCAAGCGAAAACCCGAAGAUGCAGUGAUAAAGCAAUCGAAUAAACGGCCAAGGUCCAAUUCCGCCUCGAAGGGUGGAACGACGACUGCGGAACAGGAACAGAACAAGACUCCAAAACCGAAGCCUGUCUCUAUCCUUACUAAAGAGCAACCUGCUUUUCCUCGGGGUGGUGCGAGCCUACUAACUCCACUGGAGCGUAAACAAAUUCGAGCAAAGGCCGCCCAAGAUGCAGACACCGAACAUAAGCCUUCGCAAGAUCUAUUCAGCGACCGAAAUGCAAGGGCAGAUAUUGGGAGUGACGAGGACGACAUACCAAGAGAAAAUUUACCAGAAAAGAAACGAGAGAGAAAACACCGCAAAGACAAGAAACAGUCGGUGUCCUCAGCAUCUGGUACAAACCCGGAGGUCACAUCCAUAAGCCCCAGAGCGCUGACUGUGUCCCUGCCAAACAACCUUGUGGGUUACGUGCCUUUAACUGCGAUCUCGCCGCCAUUGAGCGAGAAGAUACAAGGUCUUCUGGGUCAGGAUGAUGGAGAGAACAAUGACAGUGACAGCGACGGAGAUGAGGAGGAAGACAUUGCAUUGCCGGGUUAUUUCCAACUUCACCAAUACUUGCGGGUUGCGGUGACCUCCACAGAGCAAGACAGGGUUGGGUCCAAGGCCCCAGCGCGAAAGCGCAUCGAGAUGUCCGUCGAACCAGCAUUGACCAAUAUCGGCUUGGAUCAGUCAAAUCUUGUCGCUGGUGCUGUUGUCCAAGUCUCUGUGAGCAGUGUCGAAGACCACGGGUUGGUGGUUGACCUAGCACUAGAAGACGGCAAAGUGCGUGGGUUCAUUCCCAAGAAGCAGCUACCUAACGGAAGGUCAUUGUCGACCAUCAAAGUCGGCGCUGUCCUAUUAUGUCACGUCCUCGAAAUGAGCAGCAACAACAAAGUGGUGAAACUGUCAGCAGAUCUCACCAAAGCGCCAAUCUUGAAAUCUGCUCCGUCCGUGGACACUUUUCUUCCAGGCACAAAGGCAGAGAUUCUGAUUAGCGCCGUCACGGACGCUGGGAUUUCCGGAAAAAUCAUGGGCAUGUUGGAUGCCACAGCCGAUGUUGUUCAUUCAGGCUCCUUUAGGGAUCGACAAGCGUUCCUUGCUAAAUACGAGGUCGGGAAAAAGAUUGCCGGUCGACUCAUCUGCAAUUUCCCGCUUUCGGAUGUGAAGAAGCUGGGAUUCUCGCUUCUGGACAAUGUCGUCGACCUGAGAGAUCUCAACGAGGCAGCUCAUGAGGAUAGUGGGAGGCUGGCGUUAUCUUCCAUCAUCGAUGGAGCAUCAGUCAUUCGCGUUGAGCCUGGACUAGGCGUCUACCUGCAGUUAGACCAAGACAACAUAGGCUUUGCCCAUGUAUCUCGUCUCUCUGACAAGAAGCUCGACACUCUGUCCGAAACCAGUGGCCCGUUCAAGCUUGGCUCUGAACACAAGGUGCGAGUGCUUGAAUACAACCCCAUGGACAAUCUCUACAUCUUAUCCGCCCAGAAGAGUGUGCUUGAACGGCCAUUCCUCAGAUUCGACGACAUUCCGCUUGGUGCGGUGGUCCAAGGCACAAUUGAAAAGCUGAUAGUCGGUCCAAAAGGAGUUCAAGGCUUGUUGGUCACUCUAGGAGAGGGCCUGGUUGGUCUCGUGCCCCAGAUUCACAUGUCCGACGUUGAUCUGAAGCACCCAGAGAAGAAAUUCAGGGAAGGUCAGGCCGUCACUGCCCGAGUUCUGUCCAUUGACCCAAUCCGGCGCCGUCUAAGACUCAGCCUCAAGAAAGCUCUAGUGAACAAUGAUCAAAAACCGUGGCUACGCUUUGAAGAUAUUGAGAGUGGCGAUUCUACGGUUGGGACCUUGACUAAGGUCGACCGCCUCGGUGCAGUUGUCAGAUUCUAUGGCCCAGUCAGAGGAUUUCUACCCGUGUCUGAAAUGAGUGAAGCGUACAUCAAAGAUGCCACGGAACAUUUUCGAAUCGGCCAGGUUGUUUCAGUAAACGCGAUCAGCAUCAAUGCUUCGGAAAGGCGGUUGACCGUAUCGUGCAGAGAUAUCCAUGCAUCAACUGCGUCGAUCGAGAGCACUCUUGCAGCGUUGCACCCUGGCACUCUAACAAAUGGCACGGUCUUUGAAAAAUCUCAGAACGACGUCUUGUUGCGCCUAGAAGGUUCCGAUGCUAUAGCGCGGUUACCUCUCGAUCACAUCGCCGACGGAUCUCUCAAGAAGCGAGAAUCUGCAAUCAGCAAAAUCCGAGUAGGGCAGAAGCUAGAAAAUGUGCUUAUAUUACAGGUUCUGGCGAAGAGGAGAUUGGUCCUGAUCUCGAACAAGCAAAGUUUGGUGCAAGCUGCGCAGAAUGGCACUCUGCUUCGAAGCUACGAGCAACUUCAGCCCAAUGCGGUGGUCACUGGUUUUGUGAGGAACAUAACGGAGGAUGGUGUAUUCGUGGGAUUUGGUGCUGGAAUCACCGGGCUCAUAACCAAGGCUCAAGUGCCUGUCGAGGCUGAAGAACAACCGGACUUUGGCAUGGUCAAAUUACAACCUAUAACGGCUAAAGUCCUCUCUAUUGACUACAGGGGUGCGACACCUCGCUUUUGGCUUACGAUGAGAGAUGCCCCCGCAGCUGAGUCCAACAUAUCGGAUGGAGCUGGGGCUCAGGCGGACUUCCCGAAGCUCGUCGAUCCCGUGGACGAGAGUCUUAAAACCUUGAAAGAUCUUUCGGUUGGGAAAAUCACGAAAGCAAAGAUCGUCUCCGUCAAAGAGACACAGAUAAAUGUUGAAUUGGCUAAAGACGUGCAAGGGCGCAUCGACGUUUCGGAAGUAUUUGACGAGUGGAAGGACAUCAAAGACCGGAAGAAACCACUGAGGCAAUUCUCUCCCAAGCAGGAACUGCCCGUGCGAGUCCUUGGAGCGCAUGAUACAAGAAAUCACAGAUUUCUACCACUAACACAUCGGAAAGGGAAGAACACUGUCUUUGAACUCACCUGCAAACCAAGUUCAGUCUCGGGCCCAGAGCAGGCCCGAUUGACAUUACAAGAUAUGAAGGUUGGAUCAACAUGGCUCGCUUUCAUCAACAACAUCUCCGACGAGUGUGUUUGGGUUAAUAUUUCACCCACCAUUCGUGGGAGAAUUCGAGCUAUCGACAUCUCCGACGAUCUGUCGCUUGCUGCAAAUCUACCGCACAACUUCCCUCUAGGCUCUGCCUUGCGAGUCCGGGUACUCAAUGUGGAUACCGAAAAGGGACAUUUGGACUUGACCGGACGUUCAGACGGAACGGCGAGCUCUCUGACAUUCGCAAAUAUCUCUAUCGGACUCGUGCUUCCAGGCCGUGUGACGAAGACUACCGACCACAACAUCGUCGUCCAGCUUAGUGACCAGGUCGUCGGUGUUGUUGAGUUGAUUGACAUGGCUGAUGACUAUGCUGAAGUGAAUCCCGGAAAGUACCAGAAAAAUGAUGUCCUUCGAGUCUGCGUGGUCAACGUGGAUGCACCCAACAAGAAAGUCAGCCUGUCAACUCGGCCUUCGAAAGUCCUCAGCUCGUCAUUGGCAGUUACUGACCCAGAGAUCACCUCAAUCGAACAGAUCGCUGUCAACGACAUCGUCCGUGGGUUCAUUACUAAUGUGGCCGACAAAGGUGUUUUUGUGACCCUGGGGCAUGGCAUCACGGCGUUUGUUCGGGUUAGUAACCUGUCGGAUAGCUAUUUGAAGGAGUGGAAGGACCACUUCCAGCGCGACCAGCUUGUAAGAGGCCGGGUCAUUAUGGUCGACAAGGAUUCGGGGCACGUCCAGAUCAGCCUGAAGGAGUCGGCACUGAAACCCGGCUACAAAGCGCCCCUUACUUUCAACGAUUUGAAGGUCGGGGAUAUUGUGACUGCCAAAGUGGUCAAAGUCGAGUCCUUUGGUGUUUUCAUUCUCGUAGACAAUUCCGAGAACGUCCGUGGACUGUGCCACCGCAGCGAGAUCGCCGAGCAACGCGUCGAAGAUGUCGGCAAGCUGUUUAGCGAAGGAGACAAGGUCAAGGCCAAGGUGUUGAAGAUUGAUACUGCGAAGCGCCGUAUCAAUUUCGGCAUGAAAGCUUCGUACUUUGGUAAUGGGACAGAAGAUGCUGAAAGUGAUUUGCAGUCAGAAGAUGAAGCCGAGGGAGGUGGCGCGCACCUCGACCAGGAACUGGGAGACUCUGAAGACGAUGAGGAAGCAGGAUCACAGGAUGAGGACGCGCAGGAUUCGGAAGAUUCAGAGGACGCUGAUGAAACUCUUGAAGAAGAAUCUCAGGAGUCUGAAGACCACGAGGAAGAGGGCGACGUCCUUGGGGACGCUACGAAGCCGGCCAACAGCAAAGGUCUCUCCGUGGGAGGUUUUGACUGGUACGGCAUUUCGGAACCUGCGCGAAACAAGCGACCAGCAGAGGCAUCUGAUUCGGAAGCCGAAGAUUCAAGCAAAGCACCUAAGAAGAGGAAGAAGAGAGCACAAAUCCAAGUUGACCGGACAGCAGACCUGGAUGUCGAUGGACCUCAAUCAGUGGACGAUUUCGAGCGGUUACUCCUGGGCGAGCCCGAUUCCUCGCUUCUCUGGCUACAGUACAUGGCCUUCCAUCUUGACCUGGGCGAUGCCGAUCAAGCACGGCAGAUUGGCGAGCGGGCUUUAAAAGCCAUCAGCGUCGGUCAGGAGGAAGAAAAGCUGAAUGUCUGGGUGGCUCUGCUCAACCUGGAAAAUGCCUACGGGGACGACGAAAGCAUUGAUGCCAUAUUCAAGCGGGCAUGCGAGUACAACGAUCCACAAGACAUCUACUCACGAUUAACCAGCAUCUAUAUCCAAUCGGGAAAACAUGACAAGGCGGACGACAUGUUCCAACGCAUGUUGAAGAAAUUUACCCAGGAUCCCAAGAUGUGGGUGAACUAUGCGCAGUUCUUAUUCGACAGCGUCGGUGAUGCAGAGAAAGGGCGGGCACUCCUCCCGCGGGCGCUCCAGACGCUGCCCCGAUUCACGCACUUUGACGUUACCUUGAAAUUUGCACAGCUUGAAUUCAAAUCUUCCCAUGGACUAGCUGAGCGAGGACGCACAAUCUUCGAAGGCUUGAUCAGUUCAUUUCCCAAGAGGGUUGAUCUGUUCAACGUGCUUCUCGACUUGGAGCUCAAGCUUGGAGAAGAGAAUGCAGAGCAAGUACGUGGUUUGUUUGAGCGAAUUUUCGGUGGCAAGUUGAAGCCCAAGCAGGCCAAGUACUUCUUCAAGCGGUGGAUGGAGUUUGAGGAAAAAGAAGGAGAUGAACGGCGGGUCGAGGAGGUCAAGGCCAGGGCAGCGAAGUGGAUCCGGGACGCCGGCAAGUAA
Molecule: messenger RNA, 5337 nt
Organism: Fonsecaea nubica
Lineage: Eukaryota; Fungi; Ascomycota; Eurotiomycetes; Chaetothyriales; Herpotrichiellaceae
Exons: 2
Coding region: 1-5337 (1778 amino acids)
Biological process (GO): rRNA processing
Cellular component (GO): nucleolus; small-subunit processome
Molecular function (GO): RNA binding; protein binding
Source: RefSeq, a predicted model, not a curated record